AUGGGGGUCGCAGACUUAUUGACCAACACCCAGGCCGACGCUGGCAACAAAUCCGAUUCAUACUAUAAGCUCAAGCUUUCGCCAUUGCGAUACAAGCUUCGAGCUAUGUUAUUGCCCAUCAUCGCUGAGGAAACCCGAAUGGUGUUCAAGAUUCAAAAACGGCUCCGGUGUGAUUUCUUGGACGUGUAUUUUGCCUGGAGCGCCAAUUUGGCAUCGCACACGUUUUACGUGAUCAUGUUACCGUUGCCGUUCUGGUUUGGGUUUGUUGAGAUCACCCGGGAUUUGGUAUGGGUGCUUGGGUUUGGGAUAUUCAUUUCCGGGGUGGCCAAAGAUUAUUUCUGUCUUCCACGUCCCCAAUCCCCACCGUUGCAUCGGAUCACCAUGAGCGGGUACACUGCCAAAGAGUACGGGUUCCCAUCGUCGCAUUCUGCCAAUGCCACCUCGGUGACGAUGGUGUUGUUCUAUUACUACUUACAGUUCUAUUUUGCGGAAAUGGGGUGGUUCCCGAACCUUGCGGUGUCGCUAUUUGUCGUGGGAUACUGUGUGAGUUUGAUGUUUGGGAGAGUUUAUUGUGGGAUGCACGGGUUCAUGGACGUGUUGGGCGGCACGUCAAUUGGGGUAUUUUGUUUCAUUUCUCGGUUGCAAAUCUCGAAGAUUUGGGACCCAUUACUUACCAGCGACCAAUUCCAUUGGUGGCUCCCGGUAGGAGUGGUGGUGUUUGUGGGGUUAUCCGUGCAUUUCCAUGCCCAACCCGUCGAUGAUUGUCCGUGUUUUGAUGACUCGGUGGCGUUUAUUGGGGUGUUGCUCGGUCUUGAGUUGUCGAAUUAUUAUAUGGCGAAAUACGAUUAUUUCAAACAAGUGGUGGAUCCCGCGGCUGGGGUGACUUCGACGGUGACGUUGCCUUAUUCAUUUGAAUCAUUGGGGUGGUUCAAGACUAUUGCCAGGGUGGUGGUGGGGGUAGGACUUGUGGUGGUAUGGAAAGCGGUGAGUAAGAAAUUCUUUCUUCGGUUAUUGACCCCAGUUUACGGGAUGUUGGGGGUGUACAUCCCCAGGAAUUUUGUGAAUCCCGUGAGUUUAUCGAAUGAAUCGUACGACAAUAUCUAUCAAAGUUCAAUGAAGAGGCUCGAUGAGGAUGAAGUCGCCGAUUUCCCAAAGUUUGUCAAGAGUAUCACCCAAAGACCAACGCAGGUCGAGGAUCAACAAGGUGAUAAUCCUCCAGAGUCCAUUGGCACACAUAAAAAGCAUGAUGAUGAUGGAGAAGAAGCAAAGGGUCAUAAAGGGGUGUUGGAAACUUGUGGGGCGUUGAAGCCAAGGUAUGAUGUGGAAAUCGUCACCAGAUUGAUUGUGUACGCAGGGAUUCCGUGCAUGGCGACGGUUGGAUUUGCGGUGGCGGUGAAAUUAUUGGGACUCGAUUACCAACCUUAUAAAGUAUAG
Saccharomycopsis crataegensis is the source of this 1434-nucleotide messenger RNA. Its product is annotated as phosphatase PAP2 family protein. The transcript has a single exon. NCBI's taxonomy places the organism in Eukaryota, Fungi, Ascomycota, Saccharomycetes, Ascoideales, Saccharomycopsidaceae. The coding region runs from base 1 to 1434 and encodes 477 amino acids. Gene Ontology annotation, molecular function: sphingosine-1-phosphate phosphatase activity. Gene Ontology annotation, cellular component: endoplasmic reticulum membrane. The record is from RefSeq and is a predicted model, not a curated record.